This is a messenger RNA of Sorex araneus (European shrew), 2602 nucleotides long. It is a transcript of the gene ELMOD1, whose product is annotated as ELMO domain containing 1. The record is from RefSeq and is a predicted model, not a curated record. The transcript is spliced from 12 exons. The coding region runs from base 376 to 1398 and encodes 340 amino acids. NCBI's taxonomy places the organism in Eukaryota, Metazoa, Chordata, Mammalia, Eulipotyphla, Soricidae. Gene Ontology annotation, molecular function: GTPase activator activity.
GCUCAGUGGCGGCGCAUCGCGCUCCCGGGGAAACCGCGCGCGCCCCGCGCUGCUCUCCGCGCUCCCCGCGCUGCUCCCGCUGCUCUCCGUGCUCCCGGGUACUCCCCGCGCUCCCCGCGCAGCUCCCGCCGCCGCCCCGCCGCGGGCCCGGGCGCAGCCGCCUCGCUCCGACCCAGAUUCGCGCCGCCCCCACGACCCGCCCGGCCCGGCCCGCCCGCUUCCAGCCCGCAGCCACGGAGCGCGCGGCUCCAGCACCGGCCAGGGGGAUGGACACGCGACGGCCGCGACCCGAGACCUGCUGAAUCCAGCGCUCACUUACUCGGACAAAGACAGACUUGGGGACCAUUACUUGAGGUCAGUUGGGAUACCAUCUAGAUGGUCACCAUCGGCACCAUGAAGCACUUUCUGAGAAUGCUGAUCCAGGUGUGCCUGUACUUUUAUUGUAAAUGUUUGUGGCGCUGCCUGAAAUUUGUGAUGAGGAAGCUGACUGGGAGAUGUGAACUUCAGCGAAUCUGUUACAGUACCAAGCCAGGAGCUUCUAGAACCAUGAAAAUCGAAACAUCACUGAGGGAUUCAAAAAGUAAGUUGUUGCAGACCGCAGUGAGUGUUCACCCGGAUGCUAUCGAGAAGACUAUAGAAGACAUCAUGGAACUGAAAAAAAUCAACCCUGACAUAAACCCGCAGUUGGGCAUCUCCCUUCAAGCCUGCCUUCUGCAAAUUGUUGGUUACAGAAACCUUAUUGCAGAAGUAGAAAAACUGCGCAGAGAACCCUACGACUCUGAAAAUCCGCAGCAUGAAGAAAUGCUUCUGAAAUUAUGGACGCUUUUGAAGCCUAAUACACCACUGGAAUCUAGGGUUUCUAAGCAAUGGUGUGAAAUUGGCUUUCAAGGUGAUGAUCCUAAAACAGAUUUUCGAGGAAUGGGCCUUCUGGGACUAUACAAUUUGCAGUACUUUGCAGAAAGGGACACAGCAGCUGCCCAGCAAGUCCUCUCUGACUCUCUUCACCCCAAAUGCAGAGAUAUCACUAAAGAGGAAAUAAGCAAAUUCAGCAAAGCAGAAUGGGAGAAGAAAAGGAUGGAUAAAGCAAUCGGAUACUCAUUUGCCAUUGUGGGUAUCAAUAUCACUGACCUGGCCUAUAACCUCCUGCUCAGCGGAGCUCUGAAAACCCAUUUCUACAACAUCGCUCCAGAAGCCCCGACACUGCCUCACUUCCAGCAAACGUUCUGCUAUUUGAUGCAUGAGUUUCAUAAGUUCUGGAUUGAAGAGGACCCACUGGACAUCAUGGAAUUUAACCGUGUGCGGGAGAAGUUUCGCAAGAGGAUCGUGAAGCAACUGCAGAACCCCAACAUGGCACUGUGCCCGCACUUUGCAGCCUCGGAAGGUUUACUCAACAUGUAGUCACCUGCACUGGUUUGAACGGAUCCCCAAACACUGCCUCGCUGUCGUGUUAGAUCUCCGCCUAGGUCCCAGUCCUCACUGAAUGCACACAGUGAUCGUCUGCAUGCCUUCCCCUGUGUUCCUCUCUCCGUCCUGAUAGCCAGAUGCCCAGACAGCCCACCCCCUGCGGCACCAUGCAGUGUUACAUCUUGCCUUGACCCCACCUACCCGCCCCCAGGUAUGGAGAGAGUUUUCUAUUUUUUUAAGAUUGUUUUUCUCCCUCCUCAUACUUCAGCAUUUAAAAAAAAGAAAAUGCAACUGUAUUUCUCCUAGCUGUAUUUUGUAAGUGAGAGACUUAGCUUAAUCUUGUUCUGUGAAAGCAUUUUAAUUUGUUAAUAUUAUCCACACGGUUCCCGCUGCUAGCUAGCUUUGCAAGCCAGGCUCCUGCUCGGACCUCAUUCCAAUAAAGUAUAAGACUUAAAAAAAAAAAACAAAAAACUACAGACAGACACAUGAUAAGCCAAACCAUUCCUGCAAACCUCGAUGAGCUUUGGGAAAAAUGCAACGAGGCUUCCAAGAUGCAAAUGUAGGUAGCGCAGCUUUUGUUUGACUGUACCGCAACUCAAUUGUAACUUUCCCCUAGCUGCUAACAGUGCACUAGUUAUCCCCAGAACAAAUUCGUUUAUCGCCAUCCUUUCACUGGCAUGGAGGCCUCAUGUGUUAUGAUGCAGCCUCAGGAAAUAAGAAAGCCUACUUCAGAGGCUGUGCCAGAUCUUUGCUGUCUGCACCGGCUUACUGCUUCUACAGGCGCUGUUCUGAUCCCAGUAACUUAGAAAUGCUGCCUGUUUGUUUCUUAAUGUCGAGGCAACACUCUUAAAACACUUUGGAAGGAAAUGUGUUGCAAGGGCUCUGAUGAUCCACCCCAAGUUUUGAAAAGACAGCCCUUGUCUUGGUGGAUGAAAUAAAUUGCUUGGCCAGGAGAGAAAAAUCAGAUCAUGCCACCACUGCUAAGAAACCAUUUGAAAAACCAUGAUUUCGUUUGGAAUUAUGAUUGUCGUCUGUUGAAUAGUAUUUACCAUGGCAUUUCAUACCCAUGGUAUUUUAUACCUUGACUAUCAAUUUUAGUAUUAUUAGAUGUUUGUGUAAUCACUGGCUUAUUUAACUGAAUUUUGAGCACUGCCUAACUGUCAGUUAUAUGAAUAAAUUACCCGUCAUUCUACAGGAA